Molecule: messenger RNA, 1548 nt
Organism: Triticum aestivum (bread wheat)
Lineage: Eukaryota; Viridiplantae; Streptophyta; Magnoliopsida; Poales; Poaceae
Product: zinc finger MYM-type protein 1-like
Exons: 5
Coding region: 1-1548 (515 amino acids)
Source: RefSeq, a predicted model, not a curated record
AUGGAGGGGGCGCGCGCGGCGGCUUCUCCAUCGGCAAGCGCCGGAACGACCAUGAGGCAGGUGGCUUCGGGUGACGCGGUGGAGGCGGCGCGCGGCGGCGGCUUCUCCGCCCGCAAGCAUCGAAUCGACGACGAGGCCGACGGCUCUGGCUUCCGUCCUCCCGUGUCGGACAGCCAUCCAGUGGCAGCGCACGCGGAGCAGGCGUGGUGGGCAGCAAGGACCGUAGCCAAUGCCGGAGAUGCGACUGCGGCUGCGCAGCUGCCAGCGCUCUGGGCGGAGUACCAACUCCAAACCCGGCUCUCCGGCAAGCUCAUCCACGAUACGCAGCAUGGAGGGAAGCUGCUGCCCGCUGAGGUCAUCUCCAGCGACUCCGAAGACGAAGAUUUAAAGAGUAUUUUUGCCAAAGCCAGUGGCACUAGCACCUCGAGCCCAGCUCCAACUUUGGAAGUAGUCGCUGAACGACAAGAAGAGCCUGCGCAUCAAGAGAAUGUGCGGAUUGAAGUUUCAGCAUCUGUUCAAGAGGAAGAGAAUGAAGGCGAAAAUUAUAUUGAGAAUGAACCAAUAGCUAGAGACGGGGGAGAGGGCAAGUUCAUUGAGGAGUUGCAUCCUGACCACAUCCAGCCUGAUCCCGGGCUUCGUAUUCCAAUUAAUAAUUUUCAUCCCAACAUUAGAGAUGAAGUUAGAUUGGCUUAUGUGGCAAAGGGUCCAACUCGACCGGUCGGUCAUACGUACGAACGUGAUCAUUUUGACAGGGCCUUUUGUGAAGCAUGGUAUGAAAAAAAUCCUUGGUUGGAAUAUAGCGUGGAAAAGAAUGCAGUCUAUUGCUUUUAUUGUUUUCUUUUCAGACAAGAUCCGGUGGAUGAAAAAUUUGGUCAUACUACCUUCACCAAAGAUGGCUACAGUACUUGGAAGAAUGCAUACAAGGCAUUUCCUCUUCAUGUUGGUGGCCCCAGGAGUAUCCACAAUCAAUCAAGGACAGCAUAUGAAGAUUUUAAAAAUCAAAGCUCAAGUCUGAAGCGUAAGGUUACAGUCUAUAACAAAGAAUCAUUAAUCAAGUACGAGACCCGUUUGGAAACAUCUUUGGGGAUUGUAAGUUUUCUUGCAUUGCAAGGUGAACCAUUUCGUGGACACAAUGAAUCUGCCCUUUCCUUAAAUAAAGGUAAUUUUCUAGAGAUGCUUGAUUGGUACAAAGCAAGAAAGGAGGAAGUGAGAAUUGCGUUUGAUGAGCUAUGCCCAGGAAAUGCACAAAUGAUUUCUUCAAAAAUUCAAAAAGCACUUGCCAAAAGUUGUGCAGAUGGGGUCCGAAGAGCAAUAAAACAAGAGAUGGGGGAUAAUCUUUUUUCGGUUCUUAUUGAUGAAUCUCGUGAUAUAUCAGUAAAAGAACAAAUGGCCUUGGUUGUGAGGUAUAUGAGCAAGGGAGAAGUUAUUGAAAGAUUUUUGGGUAUCAAGCAUGUCAAGGAGACAACAGCAGAAGCACUAAAGAAAGCAUUGGUUGAGGUUCUUGGUAAGAAUGGGCUGCUUAUUGCAAAUUUACGAGGGCAAGGCUAG